Messenger RNA from Aspergillus niger, 2013 nucleotides. RefSeq lists its product as uncharacterized. The transcript has 2 exons. Lineage: Eukaryota; Fungi; Ascomycota; Eurotiomycetes; Eurotiales; Aspergillaceae. Gene Ontology annotation, molecular function: protein binding. The record is from RefSeq and is a predicted model, not a curated record. The coding region runs from base 1 to 2013 and encodes 670 amino acids.
AUGUCCUCCCCUCCGCCCUUCACAUCGAUCUUCGGUGGCCCCGCCGAGUCCGCGGAGGAGAUCGAUGCUGAUGCCGACAAUAGCCAGCUGAAGCCCCACAAUCGCAGCAACGUAACAGCAACUUCGGCCAAGCUCGUGGGCAAAAGUGUCGCCCCUUUCCUCGCAAAGCACGUUCCCGACCAAUACGCCCCCCUCGGAUCGCAAAAUAGAGAACCUGCCGCCUUGAGCAGCGCAAAUUCCCGCUAUUGCUACCGACAUCGCCCAGACCGUAAGUGCCGCCGGCAGGCCGACGAACCGACAAUGGACAAAUUGCAACGGGAGUUGGAGUCGCUCCCUCAGAGUGAUCAGCAGGGCAUUGCGCAUGUUUGGUCGCUCUUCUCAGCCGCCCCAGCCAAGCACCGAAAACUCAUACUCCAGGGAAUUAUGGCUCAAUGCUGCUUCCCGCAACUCUCGUUCAUUUCCACCACCGUCCGUGACCUCAUCCGAAUCGAUUUCAUUGCCGCUCUUCCUCCGGAGAUCUCUUUCAAAAUCCUGUGUUACCUGGACACCACUUCUCUUUGCAAAGCUGCACAAGUCUCGCGACGUUGGAGGGCACUGGCCGACGACGACGUGGUCUGGCAUCGCAUGUGCGAGCAACAUAUUCAUCGCAAGUGCAAGAAAUGUGGCUGGGGACUUCCCCUUUUGGAUCGGAAGAGGCUCCGUGAAUCGAAGCGCGAGAUUGAGAUUCGCGCUACGACCUGGGACGUCAACGGCACGUCUCCGAAAGCGACUCCUGCGCUCCCUGAAGAUGCUUCGCCUGUCGCCGACAGCUCUGGUACCGGUAAACGAAAGCCUGAGCCAAGCGAGGAAGAGACUGCGGUCGUCAAACGCCACUGUCAGUCACUAGCGAUGCGCCCAGAAGGAAGCGAAGAUUAUUUCAAAACCCGAUACAGGCCUUGGAAGGAGGUGUACAAGGAUCGUUUCAAAGUGGGCACAAACUGGAAGUACGGACGCUGUUCGAUCAGAAUCUUCAAAGGCCAUACGAAUGGCGUGAUGUGCUUGCAAUUCGAGGACAACAUCCUGGCAACCGGAUCUUACGACGCGACGAUUAAGAUUUGGGAUACCGACACUGGCCAGGAAAUUCGUACUCUUCGGGGACACGAGUCGGGUAUCCGCUGCCUGCAGUUUGAUGACACGAAGUUGAUCAGUGGUAGUAUGGAUGGCAGCGUGAAAGUCUGGAACUGGCGCACUGGCGAUUGCAUUUCCACGUAUACUGGUCAUCGUGGCGGAGUAAUCGGGCUGCACUUCGAUGCUACUAUUCUCGCGUCCGCAUCUGUUGAUAAGACCGUGAAGAUCUGGAAUUUCGAGGACAAAUCAACUUGCCUCUUACGAGGACACACGGACUGGGUCAACGCGGUCCGGGUCGAUACGGCUUCUCGCACGGUGUUCUCGGCGUCCGACGACUGCACCGUUCGGCUUUGGGAUUUGGAUACCAAGUCUUGCAUUCGGACAUUCCAUGGCCAUGUGGGACAGGUUCAACAAGUGGUUCCUCUUCCCCGGGAAUUUGAAUUUGAAGAGCAUGAUGUUGAGUGUGAGAACGACAACCUCAGCACUGUCUCCGGCGACACCGAGCCGGCAUCUCUUCAGGCCACGCUUGGCCUCGAGUCGAAUGCGGUUAUUUCUCAGAGUUCACCGUUUGGUCCUUCUUUUGAGUCAGGCCGGACAGCACCACCGCGCUACAUUGUUACUAGCGCCUUGGACUCGACCAUCCGUUUAUGGGAGACUAGCACUGGCCGGUGCUUGCGUACGUUCUUUGGCCAUCUGGAGGGUGUCUGGGCCCUGGCAGCGGAUACACUGCGUAUUGUUUCUGGGGCCGAGGACCGGAUGAUCAAGAUCUGGGAUCCGCGAACCGGCAAGUGUGAGCGCACGUUCACCGGCCACUCCGGCCCUGUCACCUGCAUCGGACUUGGCGACAGUCGGUUUGCUACUGGUAGUGAGGACUGCGAAGUGCGCAUGUACAGCUUUCAGAGCUGA